AAAGUCGAGUUUACUAGCAGUGUGACGUACGCUUCCCCCUCGCGCACCGAGCAUCCGCAGGAGCAUUCAUUCAGGCAAGCAGACAAUCACCGCGACAGACGACGAGCGGCAGCACACACCCAUAAACCAGAAGCGGCCGUCCAAGCCAAGGCGCCCACAGGACGCCACCAAGAACUCGGAGCCACCUUCCAAUCGCCCGAGUCCCUCCCCUCCAUCCGGCCACCGGAUCGGGCCCGCCGAUCUCUCGAGCUCCCCGGCCGCCCCCUCCCGCGGCGGCGCGCAAUGGGGGCCGCCGCCGAGGACGCCGUCAGGCAGCUCGGCAUCCUCAUGGAUCAAGUGGACGCGCCGCUGAGGAGGACGUUCCAGAAUGUGCACCAAGGCCACCCUAGAGAAACAAUGUUGCGCUUUCUCAAGGCUAGAGAAUGGAAUGUUUCCAAGGCUCAUAAAAUGCUUGUAGAUUCUUUGAAUUGGAGGAUUGAAAAUGAAAUUGAUAGUGUAUUGGAGAGACCUAUACUCCCAGUAGAUUUAUACAGAUCAAUACGUGAUUCACAACUUGUUGGACUCUCAGGAUACACCAAGGAGGGUCUUCCAGUUUUUGGCAUUGGUGUUGGUCAGAGCACAUAUGACAAAGCUUCGGUGCACUACUAUGUGCAAUCUCAUAUUCAGAUUAACGAAUACCGUGAUCGCAUAAUUUUGCCCAUGUUGACGGAAAAGUUUGGACGCCCGAUCACCACUUGCGUUAAAGUGCUCGACAUGACUGGUUUAAAGUUGUCAGCACUGAGCCAAAUGAAGAUGCUGAGUUCAAUAUCAACUGUUGAUGAUCUGAACUACCCUGAAAAGUCAGAGACAUAUUACAUAGUUAAUGUUCCAUAUAUAUUCUCUGCAUGCUGGAAGGUUGUGAAGCCCCUAUUGCAGGAGAGGACAAAAAAGAAGGUUAAAGUUUUGAGUGGUUGUGGGAGAGAUGAACUUCUGAAGAUUAUGGACUACUCAGCUCUCCCCCAUUUCUGCCGACGAGAGGGAUCAGGCUCAUCCAAGCAUUCAUCUUCCAACGCCGACGAUUGCUUCUCCCCUGACCAUCCUUUCCACAAAGAGCUCUACGAGCUCACCAAUCAGCAAUCGUCGCACAAGGAGCUCCUCAAGAUGGGAUCAUUGCAUGUCAGCAUCCCGGAGCCUGACCCAAACGACGCGAAGAUCGUCGAGGUGAUCCAGGCCGAGUUCCACAAGAUGGGGGAGCAGAACGGGUCGACCAACGGGCACAAGGUCUGAUGCCGCGCCACCGAAGAUGGUGGCCAUCUGCAUGCGGAGCACCUUCCUUAACCAAUGCGAGCGACCUCCGAUGAAAUCCAUGAUUUUACUUGUCCAUGUUGGUUGGAUCCCCCCGAUCGGCUGGGGGGGAUAUAGUAGCGAAGGCUUCGGCGUUUCCUCCGUGAUGCAUAGGGUGAUGCCGGCUUGGGGUCGUAGCUGGAAGAGAUGAACCGGACAGUGUAUAUCCAUUAGCAUAGAACCUGCAUAUGUUAAACUGGCACUAUAACAAGAUCCAUGGAUGAUGGAUGUUUAUUA
Molecule: messenger RNA, 1560 nt
Organism: Aegilops tauschii subsp. strangulata
Lineage: Eukaryota; Viridiplantae; Streptophyta; Magnoliopsida; Poales; Poaceae
Product: phosphatidylinositol/phosphatidylcholine transfer protein SFH2
Source: RefSeq, a predicted model, not a curated record